UGAGUGAUACCUUAAUAAUAAUUUUAGUGGGGAGUUUUUGUUUUGAAAAAAAAGUUGUGAGUAGAAUACCUUAAGACAGGAACACCAGAGACCAAAGUAUUAUUCGAAAACAACCGAACCUGCUUUAACUAUUCAUCUUUCAAGUAUGAUCGAUCAUGCAACUGAAAACAUCGUCCACCUUUGUCGGAUACAUCCAAAUUAGCAAUACAGUUUAUUUAGACAAUAAAAUUCUGUUUGUCUCUGUCUAACAUAUCUGAAACUUCAUUAAAAAUAUUCACAAGUCCCUGUCGUUUGUCUUUACUGCAUAUUAAAAUGAUGACGUAAUCGUCAUCUUUCGUGCUUUCGACUAUAAUACUGAGUUAUAGAAUAGAAAAGGAAAAAGUAACUAGCUACUUUUGUGUACCGUUCCAUACCGCACAUCUCUAGCCGAUGCAUGUGACAGGUGUAGUUGACUUUGAUGAGUAGUUCCUGAGCCGAGUUCACUUUUCAUUGCCAUAUAUGGCAAACAUAACCGCUAUUGCAUUUUACAGAUUUUUCAGAUAGUCGGCGACUAGAAAAACUGUAAAAAGUUUACAAAGAAUUGUACAAGUCACCUCGCUUCCAAUCGAAUUUCUUAGGUAUAUUUUAUACGCAAAGCUCAGAGUCGUAAACCUAGUUUUUGUAAAUAUGUCAUACUCCUGCAAAAGUAUAUAUUCAACUUUACCAAGGACCCAAAGAGGCCAACCACUUGUUUUGGGUGGUGACCCCAAAGGAAAGAACUUUUUGUAUACAAAUGGAAACUCUGUAAUCAUAAGGAACAUAGAGAAUCCUGCCAUUUCUGAUGUUUAUACUGAGCAUUCUUGCACAGUGAAUGUUGCAAAGUAUUCACCAAGUGGUUUCUACAUAGCUUCUGGAGAUCAGUCUGGCAAGGUCCGUAUUUGGGACACUGUAAACAAAGAACACAUCCUGAAAAAUGAAUUCCAUCCAUUUGGGGGUCCUAUCAAGGACAUCGCUUGGUCGCCCGACAACCAGCGCAUGGUUGUAGUGGGUGAAGGACGAGAGCGUUUUGGGCAUGUGUUUAUGUCUGAAACCGGAACUUCUGUUGGUGAAAUAUCUGGCCAAUCAAAGCCCAUCAACUCUUGCGACUUUAGGCCAGCUAGACCAUUUAGGAUCAUCACUGGGUCCGAGGAUAAUACCAUUGCUAUUUUUGAAGGGCCUCCAUUCAAGUUCAAGAUGACCAAACAGGAACACAGCCGUUUCGUACAAGCCGUGCGCUACUCCCCGCAAGGAAACCUAUUCGCCUCGGCUGGGUUCGACGGCAAGGUGUACCUCUACGACGGAGUGUCUUCCGACCUUGUGGGGGAAGUGGGUGCCCCGGCGCAUUCUGGGGGCGUCUACGCCGUAGCGUGGAGCCCAGAUGGCAAGCAACUGCUUACUGCCAGCGGAGAUAAGACUGCCAAGCUUUGGGAUGUUGAGACUAGGGAAAUGGUAUCUGAGUUUGUCAUGGGGACUACUGUGGAGGAUCAGCAGGUAUCGUGCCUUUGGCAAAACAGUUACCUCCUGACCGUCUCCCUCAGCGGUUUCAUCAACUAUCUUGAUGUGAACGAUCCGACUAAACCUCUCCGCAUAGUGAAAGGCCACAAUAAGCCCCUCACUUCGCUGACUCUGAGCGAGGAUCGCUCCACCAUCUUCACUGCCUCACACGAUGGAUGCGUGACGAGAUGGAAUGCGGAAACUGGAGAAAAUGAUCGAGUCCAAGGCACGGGCCAUGGUAACCAGGUGAACGGCAUGAAAGUCAUGGAUGGUACACUGUACACAUGCGGCAUCGAUGAUAGCUUGAGGCAGGUCGAUAUUGAAGGUAACACGUACAAGGCACAAUCACUGAAACUGGGCUCUCAGCCAAAGGGAAUGGACGUUCUGAAAGAACAAAAUCUGAUAGUGACUGCCAGUAUAAAUGAAAUAACUGUAUCCAAAGAUAAUCAAAAGGUUAGCACGCUUAAAGUUGGUUAUGAGCCUACCAGCGUCGCUUGUUCUCCCAAAGGACAUGUAGCUGUUGGCGGAAAUAUGGACAAUAGAGUGCAUAUUUAUGAGUUACAGAACAAUAAUUUGAAUCAGUUGCACGAACUGGAACACUUGGGACCUGUAAUGGAUGUAGCAUAUUCACCAGAUGAUAAGUACUUGGUAGCAAGUGAUGCUCAUAGAAAAGUGAUACUAUAUAGUACUGAUGAAUAUAAGGUUGCCAAUACUCAAGAAUGGGGCUUCCAUAAUGCUCGUGUCAACUGUGUGGCCUGGUCUCCAGACUCCCUAUUGGUAGCUAGUGGCAGUUUGGAUACCAGUAUCAUAAUUUGGCAUGUUGAGAAACCUUCCAAGCAUAUUAUAAUAAAAAAUGCUCAUGCUCAAAGCCAGGUGACUAGACUCGCCUGGGUCGAUAAUCAAACUCUGGUCUCAGUAGGACAGGACUGCAACACCAAACUGUGGACGAUCACGCCCUUUUAGUAUUCCUACACAACGAGACACUACAUAGUCCAGUCGAAUUAAGCAUUCACUAAAAAAGGAUGUGGUCAAAAAAAAAUUUCUGAUAAAACUUCAAUUCGCAUUUUCUACAGUCCAUGUAAUUGAAAGGAAAAUGUCCAGCCUACUAUUUUUCUGAAAAACUUUUUCAAUUAUACACCUUUAUCGUGGUCAGUUUCGUAUGUGGUCUGAAUGUACCCCAUUUGACUGGACUACUCUACCAUGUUUCCUUUAUUUAUUUUCCCGCAUAAUAACUCUGCAUUUAUACGGUAUUUUUUAUCAAGAUUAUGUGAUUAUUAACAUUUAUUUAUAUAUACUAUGUUAUUGAAGCUUCAUUUUUUUUUCAUCUGUUUUGAUCAGGGUAACGCAUAACAGUGAUCUUUUGCUUUGGUUUCAAGGAAAGAGGGACAAUGUCACUAAUCUUAAGUACUUUUGGAUCAUAUUUAAUAACCAAUAUGUAUUGUGAUGGCAGUAUUAAAUUUCGUAAUAUCCGGGAGAGAAGUCUUAGAGUACUUAAAUUAUACCUUAUACGAUUUUUUAUUCAGUGAAAGCCAAAUACCACUGAUGUCGUAAUGUAUACGAGAGAGAAACACGAGAAGCGUGCUUUAGUGUAUUAGAAAGAGAUGGAAGCAUCUUAUUGCCUCACCAUAUAUGACUGCUUUUAAUACGAUGUUCAUUUAUUUCUUCUUUGUAACUUUAUGAAGUGAAAUAAGUACGUGGAUGCAUGAAUUUUUGAAGAGGUACCGAAUGCAGUAAAAUUUGUUUUCAAAAUUCUGUAAAAAGAAAAUUCUAGUAGCUCGAGAUGUUACUCUUUAUUUUUUCCUUGAAAAAAAGGCAAUGGAAUCAUUCCAAACUUAACGACGUGUUAACAGCGGUGCAAUUACCUAUACAUAAAGCAAAAGUUUGGUUGCUUGUUUUUUGCAAUCUAAUAUAUAUGUUAACAGUUUUGUAUUGUGUAUAUUUUUGAACAAAAAAUACCUAUGAAACUGUACUGGUUAGGAAUGUUAUAAAGAUCAAAUUAAAUUAAGCUUUACUAUAAAUUCUGGUGUUUAUUUUCCUGCUUUGUAUCACGAGAAACAGUCUGCAUAUACUGUAUGUUACCAGUAAUACUGUACAACUCGAGCAUCAUAGGGAAUGUAAAUAGCAACACUUCCUUGGGGCUGGC
Molecule: messenger RNA, 3655 nt
Organism: Acanthoscelides obtectus
Lineage: Eukaryota; Metazoa; Arthropoda; Insecta; Coleoptera; Chrysomelidae
Source: the annotation of a GenBank genome assembly